Molecule: messenger RNA, 1683 nt
Organism: Penicillium chermesinum
Lineage: Eukaryota; Fungi; Ascomycota; Eurotiomycetes; Eurotiales; Aspergillaceae
Product: sorting nexin 1
Exons: 7
Coding region: 1-1683 (560 amino acids)
Biological process (GO): protein retention in Golgi apparatus; retrograde transport, endosome to Golgi
Cellular component (GO): endosome
Molecular function (GO): phosphatidylinositol binding
Source: RefSeq, a predicted model, not a curated record
AUGGACCUUGACGGCGGUGACUCCCCGUGGGGCGAUGAACCCUCGCGGUCCGGUUCCAGCCAUGGAGUAACUCAGCCCGAGACUAACGAACUUACUUCCGCCGAGCCCGCACUCUCCGAGAACAGGGCCGAGGUUCGCACACCGAGUCGACGAGGUGCUCGCGCAAACCGAAAGAUCAGUGCGCAAGCGACCCGGCUCGAGGCUGUCGAUGACACCGUUGAUCCUCUUGGCCCUCUUGGAGAAGCUCCUGCUGAGACGAUCGCGACCCCAACUGACGAGGCUCCAGCACCUCCCCAGAAAGAAUCACUAGCCGCUCGUGGCCCCCAGCCUGCUUCGACUUUCGCUCAAAUCCCUGGUGCGACAGGAUUGGCCGGCUCGGUCAAUCUUGAAGAGGAUGGUGGCAGUUUCAGGGGACCCCCGCCUGUCCAGCCUGCGGCGGAUGCAGAUGGCCCACAGCGGCAGACGCAGCCAAGUAUGAGCGUGGAGCAGGCUGCGAAACCUACCUUUGAGAUUCAUGUCGGAGACCCACAUAAAGUGGGAGACAUUACAAGCAGCCAUAUUGUGUACCAGGUCCGAACAAAGACUUCAUCGAAAGCUUACCGCCAGCCCGAAUUCACCGUCACACGCCGCUACCGCGAUUUCCUUUGGCUCUACAAUUCCUUGCACAACAACAACCCUGGAGUGGUGGUUGCUCCACCGCCGGAGAAGCAGGCAGUGGGUCGAUUCGACACUAACUUUGUCGAGUCACGAAGGGCAGCGUUGGAGCGCAUGCUUAACAAGAUCGCCGGUCAUCCAAUCCUCCAGCAUGAUGGCGAUCUCAAAAUAUUCCUUGAGAGCGAGGCGUUCAAUGUUGAUGUAAAGAAUAAGGAAAACCGGGAGCCUGAUCUAGGCCAAAGCAAGUUUGUGGAGCACGACGACUGGUUCCACGACCGAAAGAUCUACCUUGAUGCGCUAGAAAAUCAACUGAAGGCCCUACUGAAGUCCAUGGAUACCGUCGUUGCACAACGGAAGGGCCUUUCUGAAUCCGCGGGUGAAUUCUCAAACUCACUCCAUGCUCUUGCUGCUGUCGAACUCUCACCCGCUCUCUCAUCUCCCUUGGAUGGCCUGUCAGAUGUUCAAUUACGUAUUAAAGAGCUCUAUGAACGCCAGGCCCAGCAGGAUAUCUUGACCUUGGGCAUCACUAUUGACGAGUAUAUUCGGUUGAUCGGCAGUGUCAAGACCGCAUUUUCCCAGCGCCAGAAAGCCUUCCACAGCUGGCAUAACGCCGAGUCGGAUCUCUCGAAACGCAAGCAUAACCAGGAGAAGCUUCUUCGACAAGGCAAAACACAGCAGGACCGUCUCAACCAGGUUAAUGCUGAUGUCGCGGAUGCAGAGCGUAAGGUGCAUCAGGCCCGGUUACUUUUUGAGGACAUGGGCCGCUUGAUGCGGAAUGAGCUGCAAAGAUUUGAGAGGGAGAAGGUGGAGGACUUCAAGUCCGGGGUGGAGACUUUUCUUGAGAGUGCAGUGGAGGCUCAGAAAGAGUUGAUCGAACUCUGGGAGACCUUCCUUCUGCACCUCGAUGCGGGAGAGGACGGAGUGCCUUACUACAUACCACCCCCAGUGGCUGGCGAGCCGAGCGAGCCCACAGCAUCAGAGUCUACACCAUCCCAUGCGGAAACAGCCUCGGUGGCUGAAGACGAUUGA